UCAGCCACGCGGCUUAACUCACUACGCCGCAAUCUAUAUAUGCAAUUGCUACAACACAACAGACUGCGCUCGGUCGUACAUCAGCCGAAAUAUCGUACAUCUUCAUGAAAAUCAGUCAAGACUACCACGACUUGGGGAAAUACCCCAGUUGUAUCUUAUCCACGAUUAAGCGGGCUCUUGGGCAACAUCACCCAUGUCACAGUGCGCACGUUGAGCCGCCAAUACUCAUGGUCAUGGCUUGGGAAGACAUGCUUUGUGCUUAUCAUGGUACCAACAGACGGGCGGUACGCCAAGUUGUUGGACAUGCAAAAAGUAUAAAGAACCCGCACUCUACGCAGCUCAAGUACCUCACGCUUUUCAGUUGACCACUUCCUCAGUGGAUCAUCAUCAUGAAGUUCGUACUCAGUCUUGCUUGGCUAUCACUCGCUACGUGUGCCACGAUCCGUAGCCCCCAACCCGUCUCAUAUGAUGGCUACCAGGUCCACCGCCUCCAGUCUACUGGGUCUCAGUAUGCGUCAGCAAAGCGGGCGCUUGCUUCCAUUCCUCACGAGACCUUGAACGAAGUUCGUGGAACUUGGGAUGUUCUCAUUGCACCCGAGCAAUUGGACGCCUUCAAUGCACUGGGGCUCAAAUCUCGAACUCUGCACGAGAACCUAGCCGAUUCUAUUGCCCGAGAGUCUUAUGUCAAGAAGGCCUGGAAGAGGCAAUCGAAUGGGUCCGAAGAUGCGUGGUUUGAUAGCUACCAUCCAUAUGAAGACCACAUUAGCUGGUGGCGCGAUUUACAGGAGUCGUUCCCGGAGCACUCAAACUGGACGAGCACUGGAACAUCUUACGAAGGACGCGACAUGUUCGGCGUUCAUCUCUGGGGAGCUGGUGGUCCUGGAAAGCCUGCAGUCAUCUACCACGGUACUGUGCAUGCCCGUGAGUGGAUCACUGCACCAGUCAUCGAAUAUAUCGCGAAGCAGCUUGUCGACGGAUACAAGGCAGGUGACAACGACACGCAAGCCGUCUUGGACAACUACGACUUCUAUAUGUUCCCAUUCGUCAAUCCUGAUGGAUUCGUCUUCUCUCAAACUGACAAUCGCUUGUGGCGCAAGAACCGUCAGCCACCACCAGAAAACGCUGCCAACCAGACGUGCUUUGGUCGUGACGUGAACCGAAACUGGGAGACGAACUGGGAUGCUGACCCGCGCGGAGCUUCGCCAGACCCAUGCUCGCAAACCUACAGGGGAGAAGCGCCCCGCGAUACGCCUGAGAACCAGGGCAUGGACAACCUGAUUCGAAAGAUACGCGAUGAGCAAGGCAUCAAGUUAUACAUCGACUGGCAUAGCUACUCUCAACUUAUACUGUACCCGUUCGGCCACAAAGAAACCCUGUACGCACCAGAACUCGGCAUGUGGACUAAAGCUGCUGCUUUGAUGAGCGAUACCAUCCGCUACUACUCGACCAAUGCAACUACGUACGUCUUCGGUCCUAGCGGAGCGACCUUGUACCCGACGACUGGUGCAUCGAUCGACCAUGUCUACACUAUUGGUCGCGCUAAGUUUUCCAUGACCAUCGAAUUACCCGACACCGGAGACUUUGGUUUCGUUCUGCCCCCGGAGAGGAUCCGACCUGCGGCGGAGGAACAGUGGGUUGGUCAACAAGUGAUCCUCCAACUUUUGGACGAGGAGUUCUUCGAUGGAGAUGGCCCAGCGAUUGGUGCCUUGGGUACGACCUGGUAGAAAUGAGUAGAUAUUACUCAAACUUGUUAUGUCCAGCGGUGAAGGUGAAACUACUAUCUCUUUUCAUCCUCACCUUCUUCUCCACAAAUUUUAGCAUCGC
Molecule: messenger RNA, 1824 nt
Organism: Alternaria alternata
Lineage: Eukaryota; Fungi; Ascomycota; Dothideomycetes; Pleosporales; Pleosporaceae
Exons: 6
Coding region: 390-1724 (444 amino acids)
Biological process (GO): proteolysis
Molecular function (GO): metallocarboxypeptidase activity; zinc ion binding
Source: RefSeq, a predicted model, not a curated record